AUGUUGAUAAUAACGGAGUUUAUAGUUGCGAUAUCUGCUGGAAUUUUAUCAGUUUCAAUCACCGCACCAAUAGUAAUUUACCAUGCUGUCAGAAAAAAUUUGGAGCAGAAAUAUGUGUCUAUAGUGUCAGCAAUAUUUGAGUUUUUUCCUCCUUUGGAAAAGCCGAUGAUCAAAUAUACAACAAAUCCUUCAAACUGCAUGCUAAUUCUUAAAUUUGUCAUUAAUAAAAAGAACACAUACAAAAGCCCUAUUGUGACAAUACCGCCGACGAAGGAAUCAAAGCAGAGUAACGUGAUGGGAGGAAAUCAUCAGAUGUUCGAUGAGAGCGAUAUAAAAUUUGAAGACUUCAAAGAUAAUACAAACCUCAUAUUCAUCAACUCAUCUAAUAUAUCAAUAACACGCAAGAAAUUUGGAAAUAACGAUAACCUUGUCGACGAUCAAAAGUUAAACGCCGAAAGUUACAAAGACUAUUAUUACCAUCAUAACGAUUACGACUAUGAAGGGAAAAUCAUGAAUGGAGAGAACAUUAAUAAAAAUACCUCGAGUCAGAGGCCGCGGUCAAUCUUGAUAAUACAGAUGGAGGGUUACGACGAGUUGACCAGAAUAUGA
Acaulospora morrowiae is the source of this 609-nucleotide messenger RNA. NCBI's taxonomy places the organism in Eukaryota, Fungi, Glomeromycota, Glomeromycetes, Diversisporales, Acaulosporaceae. The record is from the annotation of a GenBank genome assembly.